Messenger RNA from Paramecium sonneborni, 1469 nucleotides. The record is from the annotation of a GenBank genome assembly. NCBI's taxonomy places the organism in Eukaryota, Ciliophora, Oligohymenophorea, Peniculida, Parameciidae.
AUGAAGAAAACCAUUAAGUAGAAAGUAAAGAUGUUGGGAGCAUUGGAAUUAGAUCGUUAAAUGAAACGAAAAUUAGAAUCCACGAAUUACUCGAUAUUAUAGAAUUUUGAUGUAUUUCAACACCCAUAUAGCAGUAUUUUCGAUCUCUUUUAGAAAGACCUCAUAAACACUAUUCAGAUGUAGAGUAUUUGAAGAAAUUCUUAUAAUAAAUACCAUAUCUUAAAGAAAUAACUGAAGGAAUGUCUAUGAGAUUAGUUGAAAAGAUCAUUCAUCAAUUAUCACUAAAAUUCUUGCCUGCAAAUAGUUAAUGUGAUUCUUAAUUUCAGAUUAUGUUAAGUGGAGAAAUUUAAAUUGGUUAACGAACAUUUGUUUAGACAGAUACGCUUAAUGAAAUUGGAACAGUUAUAAGAGAUACUUGGGUUCUUGUAUUAAGUAAUGAAGGGUACAAUGAACUUAUUAGAGAAUAUCAUGAAAAUCUGUUAGCUUAAAAAUUACAUUUGAUUUAACAAUAUUCUGUAUUUAAUAAAAUAAGCAUUCAAAGAUUAAAAAAUCAAUUAGAUUAAUUUAAAUAAGAUUCAGCUCCUAAUAACACAGUUCUAUAUUAAGAAAAAUAAAUAGCUGAUUCAUUCUAUCUUAUAGUAUAAGGAGAAAUCAAAUUGAUAUAAGAUGAUAUUGAAUUAUAGUUAUUGGGAACUAAAUGUGUUUUUGGAGAAAUGGAAUUAGUUGAAACAAAUGAAUUUAGAUUACACAAAGCAGUUGUUACUUAACAUAUUUCUUAUUAUAAAAUAGGAUAUCAACAAUUGAAGAUUCUUUUAAAUUCAAGUUGUUUGUAUGAAAUCUUUUGUUAGAACUAUCACAUUAAGGCAUAAUUUUGGAAGGAAAGAAAAUAGAAAUGUAAAAAAGAAAUUAUUAUUCCUAUUGAUUAUUCAGAAUUUAAACAUGAUAUACCAAAAACAUAUCAUAAUUAUUUAUCUGCUUCUAAAUUGUUAAAGUAUGCAAAGAAAAAUUCUUAAAAUCUUGAAGAUGAUUAAAAAGAAACUAAAGAAGAUAAACUAUUAGAAUCAUACAAAUAAUUUAAUCAUCAAAUCAAAUUAAAUUUUAAAUAGAAUCAUUUGUUGAGAAAAGUCUUGAUUUAAGCUAAAUAAACUAAUCAUGAUUUACCUAUUAUGAAAGGAUUACAAUUAGAAAGAUAUUUACCAAAGAAUCAUUUUACUCAUAAAAAAUCACUUAAAAUUAUCAGUUAAUUUAAUGAAACUAUUUAUUAAAGAUUUGUUUCAGAUGUAGAAUCAUAUCCAACAACAACUACUUUUGUUAAAGGAUCUCGAUUAUUUAGUGCUGCAAGUAGAUUAUAAUCAGCUGCUAGUAGAUUAUAAUCUGCAAAACCAAAUUUAUUCACUAGUCCUUCUAAAUUAUAAUAAUUUAGACCUAUAACAGCUGUUAAAAGAUCUAUUAGUAAUGGACCAUAAUGA